GGGCGAAUGCUUGGAAAGCCUCCUCCACUCUUACUUUCCUCUCGUCAUCUUGUCGCCCCUCUCUUUGCCUCUGUGUCCUCUGCACCGCGCUGUGCUGCUCAGAAGGUAAACCAGGGAUAAAACAUUCUGACCAGAGAAGAUGAAGCCCCGCUCGGUUUCUCUCGUCACCUGCGUGACUCUGCUCUCACUGUGCUGCAGUGUUUGUCACACCACUCCUAUGUUCUACAACAUAUCCAUGGACGGCAGCGGCGAUGAGGCAGAGCUGGAGCUCCUUUUCCCAACCUCCUUCUCCACUCGAGCACCUGCUCACAUCACCACUGCUACUGGAGCUCCCACCCUCACCAACACCAUCACCACCACCAUGAUCCGCCUGAAGGACUUCGUCCUGACCCGAGUAGUGGACUUCCUGCAGCAGAAUUUGCUCAUCAUCAUCGUCGUGACCUCCCUUCUCAUCGUCAUGGUCUUCAUCAUCUGUUGUGCCUCUGCCAUGAGUCACAAGCGCAAGCUGGAGGCGUACAAACCGCCUCCUAAUCCACCCAGGAAGUAUACGGCUGAUAAAACAGGCGGACGCAAGAAUUCAAACGAGCUCCAGGAUAGGCCCUACGCUGUCGACCACGUCAAGAGGGUCCAGACUCAGGGCAUGGCCUCUCCCAAGAACCUGCGCAUGCCCUCCAAGGCUCUGGUGGGAGAGAGGGGGAGGGAAGUCAGGUCGUCGCCUCGCCAGGAGGUCAGAAAGGUCAGGCAUGUGGAGGAGGUGGAAAAGCGGAGAGAGGAGCCAAAGCACAAAGAGCAGCCGAGGCACAGGGAGGAGGUGCAGCAGAGCUCCAGCCCCAGCACCAGCUCCAGUCAGCCGGUCUGCACCUGCCAUCUGAAAAAGGCCCACCACUAGGGCAUGUUCGAGAGGUGAAAUGUUGCAACCAUGACACAGAAACCAGAUCAGACAGGUUGGUCAAACCGCACACAUACAAAAGGAGUAUAUGCUGUAAAUGCAAAUCAGAUAUUUCUUACAGCUGCCAGCAAGAAAUGUAUUUAUGAGGCUUGUGCCAUUAAAUGAGAAAACAUCCAUCAUGUAACCAGUUAAAUCUAAAUGUUCAUGAAGCUAUGAACCAUCAGCUGGUGUAUUAUCGAAAGUAAAAAUGAAAAAUAGCACCACAGAAGAUAUGUGACGAGGAAUCAAAAUACUUAUGUUGCAGCAUAACUCAUGCCCAAAAAUGUUGCACCAUAAAGUUUUUGAUUCACGGAAACAUUAAAAAUUGAACACAUGAUACCAGCGGAUGUGGGAAAACAUACGGCUUAUUUAUCUGAAUGCUUUCAAGUCUGAAGUAGCAUCACUUGAAACAGUGAAAUAAAAGUGUCUUAAAUAAUGGGUAGCCUGUAAUUUCCAAUGUUUUCCAAACGGAAAUGAGAAAAAUAGUGAGUAUUCGUGUGUUUUUGAUACAGAGAUGUAUUAGUCUUUAUGCCUGCCAACACAGAGGAGUCUCCUCAGUAUGUCCUGCUGUACAUCGUGGCAUGUUUUUAGCAGCUUUGCCUGAAUCAGUCAGUGUGCGCUAGAUCGAACUCGCUGCUGCUGUAAAUAAAGCAAAGUGAGGUGCCAGUAAACCGGAUUUGUUGGAUAAGUAACGAAACAUUCUCUUAUAUAUUUACAUUCAUAUUUACUUAAUUUUGUUUGCAUAGUGUUAUUUCAUGUCGUAUCAUAUUGUGUUUCACUUUAAGGACCCUAAUUCACAAAGUUUUACACCAAAAGCUCAAUUUGCAACUGUGCUAUUUUCUGGGAAGCUGAAGUUUAAACACUCAUGUAUUCAUCUGCAUAUUUAUUUGGUUCGUAAUUUUAUCUGCUUUUAACUGACAACAAAAGCAGCUUUGUUGGCAUAAAAACUUUGUGAGUCAGAGUUUGAGCUUCUUAAAAAGUAAUUCUUAUAUAUCAGAUAAAUUAUGAGUUUUGUUUUUAAUGUAAUAAAUUGUAAUGAGUCAAAAACUUGAGUAUGGGGAUAGUUAGCUGGUCUGUUUUGCUGGUGUAAUAGAUAUUACUCAUGGUGGCUAAAGGAGAAGAUAAUUUAUAAAAAACUGUCCAGCUCACUGUCCCAUUGCUCAGGUUUAAGACUCGGAGCAUCUAAACCAAGCGUGUGACGUUCACUGUGAACGAUUUAUGGGCCAGACGUUUUAAAUACUUCUCUCCGUUGAACCUCAGAUUGUUGUCCUCAGAUGUUUCCAGACAGAUG
Chelmon rostratus (copperband butterflyfish) is the source of this 2219-nucleotide messenger RNA. RefSeq names its product transmembrane protein 119a (gene tmem119a). The record is from RefSeq and is a predicted model, not a curated record. NCBI's taxonomy places the organism in Eukaryota, Metazoa, Chordata, Actinopteri, Chaetodontiformes, Chaetodontidae. The transcript has 2 exons. Gene Ontology annotation, cellular component: plasma membrane. Gene Ontology annotation, biological process: ossification; positive regulation of osteoblast differentiation; positive regulation of bone mineralization. Bases 140 to 889 code for a protein of 249 amino acids.